CGACAGUUAGUCUCGGUUUGAACUCACCCUAGGAGGAGCACAUCAGGCAAUGCCUUUAAGAACAGCGCCACAUGACGAAGUGUCAAAUUUACAUUAUAGCAAACUCUUUUCUCUGGAGUGGAACUGAAUAUAUGAAAAGGAUCUCUUUGCUUCAAUGUGUGUGACAGAGGAGUCUGGUGUUUUCCAUUGUCAAACACGUACCAGAUGACCAUCCUUGUGUCAACCCUGAUUCAGAGCAAAGCUAAGGUAGGUAAAGUGUCUGUGUGUACUUAUGUUCCUGAGCUUCCCUCUGACCAUGGCUGAAGUCCCUGGUCCAUGCAGACACUCCAUUACUAGGGAACACCUGCUGACAGUCAGGCAUCUGAUGGAUAACCAGUUGAGAAGUGGAUGCACGAUAUCCUACACAUUCAUAGAACAGAGAAGUUUGAGUAAAUGUUGCUUUGUUAAAGCUGCUUUACCCUGGACCUUUGAGCUCCUUACCACUCACUUCAAAUACAGUCGCGGUUCAGUCAACGAUGGCUAUGUUCAGUCCCUGAGAGCGCUCAUCCUCAACAUCUACUCUCAGAAAUGUGUGCCUCAGAUAAAUGAAGAGGUUGAGGAUAAGCCAGAGAGUUUUGAGAUGCUCUACAGAGGGUCUACUUCAGAGGCGCUGCAGAAAGCUUCAGAGGUGCUGUCUGUUUACUGGGAGCUGGUGACAACGAGCGAUGCACCAGUAGACUGGAGAUGCCAGAAUGAAUACACAGAAAACUUUGACUCUACCACAAAGCUAUACACAGAGUCACCUACAGAAUAUUUUACAGACAGUUAUGGUAGCAUCUCGGUGAAGGCCUCACAGAGACGAGCAGACAGAGACCUGUACAAGCUUGGAUUCAUCAUCGUCUCCAUCUGCGGAGGGCUGCUGUUCAUACUCACUCUCUAUUGUCUCAUCACAAAAAAGAAAACUCACAACCCUCACAGAUCAAGAUCGUAUACAAACUCAAGCAGAGACCUGCAGGACAUAGAGAUGGAGCAACAAUAAUCCAGUAAAGAACACAUCGCUGAAGCUGCACAUUGUAUCCGUCUGUACACUUUUUAAUAUCAGUAUUUUGUGUGUAAUGUAUCAUGCUCGCUUAUUUAAUCAGAAGCUUGGCUUUGACUGAGAGCAAACAUGGGCCUUAUUUGGAAUAAUAUGGUAUGUAUAUUGUGUUUAUGCAUUAAGUAUUGCAGAUAUCUUUUCACUAAAAAAGUUUUAUUUUUACACUAGUUAUGUAUGUUGAAUAAUGUGUCUCAAUUUGCUACAACUUAACCAACUGUUUGUAUUGUUGUUUUCCAAAUAUUUCCACAAGUUAUUUAUUAGUUUGACCAUACACUCACCGUAUUGAUAAUAAAGGUUCCAUAAAUACAAAAUAUAAUACUCUCACGUUUUCUAGCUAUUCAUUUAGGAGCACAAGGAAAUCAAUUGUUAAUAAUGAUAUGGGCUGCUUACUAGCCUACAUUGGGUUUGAGUUUACACUUUAUGGGGAGUCAAACGUGUUUUUAUUCAAGUCAAAGGGUCUUCCCACUGAUUUGGGAAGUGGUUUAGUUCACCUCAUUAUCAGCCUACAUUGUUGAUCAACACACAGUCUUGCCAACUUUUAAAACUCAUGACCAAAGAAAACAAAACAGUGUGGUUUCAACAAGUCCUCUGGAGAAUAUUCUGUUAAUGAUCAAACACAUAGAGCUGUUGUUACUGGCAGAGAGGUUGAGAUACAAUAUCAAUAGAUACACACCAGUCGCUGCUGCAGCUACACAAGAAAUGUCUUCACUGCACAGGGCGUGACAGCAGGAGUUGGUGGGAAUAACAUUCUACUAUCCAUUACUCAUAUGCAUGCAUGAGACUUUAUCAUUACUGCAUGGUAGUGGCACAUAAUUAAUACUGAGAAAGAUUGUGAGAUAGACAGAAAGCUAUAACACUUUGUACAAUGUGCACUUGCAACACUUUGUUGCAAUAUGGUCAGGCCAAUAAAGACAUUUGAGACAGAACGAGACACAUGGAGAGGCAGAGAGAGAGAAAGAGGGAGAGGGGGUGCAUUCCCUCCUGUUGUAAUAACUUUCACUCAUGUUUACUCAAAGCUGGUCCUGCCCUGUGUUAUAAUCAUAAAUUGCAUAACGUCUGAGUUCUACACACAGUGAAAUGUAUGUGUCUCGGAGAGGACCACACCAGUAAAAGAUUCCCACAUGUGAUUGUGUGCAUGUGUGCUGGUCUGUAUUUUUUGUUUUGGAAGAAUCUGUGUAGGAAGCAGAGAAGGAAAAAACAACGCAGUUCUACGCCACAGCCGCUGCAGAACCAUGUACAGCCAGCAAUAUAUCAUAAUCCAUAACACACUUAAUUUAACAGUCUACCGCUUAUCAGUGCGUAAAACGUAGGCAGUAAUCCAUUCUUCGUCACGAGACUUUGCCCCAUGACAAAACAAGGAAAAUAUUUCUAUAAUUCAAUUGAGUGCCUUUCUGAAGAGUAUUAAAGGCAGCUGUGCAAGAUGAAAAGGCAAGUUGUCUUCAAUGUGGGAACUGCCUUAGACCAGUUAGAAUUGUCAAAGUAGCUGCCGCCCAUUUUCUCUCCCCCAAUCUCUUUGCUGCUUUUACGUUCAAAUUAGCGGAAACAUAACAUUUUACAGCUACAAAUAUAUCACAGUAAAGGGCACAAAAAAUCUGAAGGCGUGUUUUUUUCACUAAGAUUUAAUAAUAAGUAUAAAGUGGUGCAUUCCAAGAUCAGAUUAAAUUUCACAAUAAUGUAUGAUACAUCACUUUCUUGCUAAGUGGUUGCAAACUGAAUUGCAUCAAUUCUCAUAUUCUAAAUCCUGACUUUAGCUAGUGUACACAUUGUCUCAGAAGUUACACCCAAAGAAGUCUUUUGAAAAGCGAGUGUUAAAGUAACCAAAACACAACAGCUUAAAUAACCCAACAACAAUGCAGACAUAGGAUGCAGCCAUUAUAGAAAAACAUACAUGAUUUUCAUUGGCUAAUUCAGAGGCUCAUUAUAGGAGUAACACACCCUACCUGUAGACAUAAACACCUCAUUAUAAAACUUUUACUGUUGAUAAUGAAAAUACAAUGAACAGUGGAAAGGUUUCCAAUAAACUGUCACCGACUCAAACUGUUUACUAUAGAAGGCAUGGUCAUUUUAAUUAGUUUAUGUGACCUUGCCAAAUAACAUUAUUAAUAAUGAUAAUCUUGGCCGCCUAAUCAGCAGUUUUAUCACCUUGUGCCACAUGGUGGAGGUAAAGGUCCAAACUGAAUCACCAGCUGAUGACAGGAUGUUUUUUACAGGUUAUACUUUUCCUGUAAAAAAGCAGAACCUGUGAUCAUCAGCUCCUUGGUAUUUAUGAUGGUCCUAUUAUUUUUGCCAGAAUACCGGAUCUGAUAAUAGAAAGGAUGUCAGUCAUCUGGCCUUUGUAAAUGUUGUCCUUGUGAUCCAUAUGCCUGUCAUCUGGAUAGGUGAUUAUACAGCUCUGGUAUUUCCCGUUGACUAAUACUGGAAUUGUUUAAUCGUUUAAUUAUUGAAAAAACAGCUUUCAUAACAUUGCAUUUUCUUGAAUAUGUGUUGAUGGACUGGAAUUUUAACGUCUAGGCUGAAUGUAGUGACAGGCAAAGAGAGGUUGGAGAGGGAUAACAGAUAAAGCAAGACAUCGGAUGAGUUAAGAGAUAUCACAGAGAGUGCAGGAAGAGCUAAACCUCAAUAAAGCCAACGUGCCGCAAACAGUAGGCAGCCUCGGCAGGAAUGUCUUUGGCACUGAUCUCAUUGGCAUCCAAGCGCAGCAUUCUCAGACUGGAGAAGUUUGUCAUGUCGGUGGUCUCGCAGAAACUGCUCAGGGAGAACUCUGAAAGACACAUGAGAGAAAUAUGAAGGGAGGCUGCAUGUUCUUGUUGUCCUGUGAGACUUUCCAAGCAAAGACCAGUUUGUUCACAUCACAGUCUCCUACCAAACAAGGCCAAAUGAAAUGUGCUGUAUAAUUCAGCUGGGGGUUUAAGUAUGUCUUUAUAAGAAGGGCUGGGAUAACUGUAUUUCUCAGAAUCCAUAAUAAAGCCACUCUUUUUGAUUAAA
Messenger RNA from Eleginops maclovinus (Patagonian blennie), 4060 nucleotides. It is a transcript of the gene csf1b, whose product is annotated as colony stimulating factor 1b (macrophage). The record is from RefSeq and is a predicted model, not a curated record. Gene Ontology annotation, cellular component: membrane. The transcript is spliced from 9 exons. Gene Ontology annotation, molecular function: growth factor activity; cytokine activity. NCBI's taxonomy places the organism in Eukaryota, Metazoa, Chordata, Actinopteri, Perciformes, Eleginopidae. Bases 272 to 1018 code for a protein of 248 amino acids.